Entrophospora candida is the source of this 1680-nucleotide messenger RNA. The record is from the annotation of a GenBank genome assembly. Lineage: Eukaryota; Fungi; Glomeromycota; Glomeromycetes; Entrophosporales; Entrophosporaceae.
AUGACCAAAAAGUCCUCAAUUUACCGUUUAAAAAAUGCUGUUCAAAAUUAUGAAUGGGGUAAGAUUGGUUCUGAUAGUAAAGUAGCACAAUUUGCUAAAGUCCAAGAUGGAUUUAUACUUGAAAAUGAUAAACCUUAUGCUGAGCUUUGGAUGGGUACUCAUCCCAAUGGACCAAGUUCAGCAAUUAUGGAUCAAAAAAAAAUAAUGCCUCUCAAAGAUUUGAUAAAAUCAAAUCAAGACUUAAUCACAAAAGAGAUUGCUGAUAAAUAUAAUCAAGAUUUACCAUUUCUAUUUAAGGUUUUAUCAGUAAAUAAAGCUCUUUCUAUUCAAGCUCAUCCUGAUAAAGAACUUGGAAGAAUAUUAUUUGAAAAAUAUCCAAAUAGAUAUAAAGAUCCAAAUCAUAAGCCUGAAUUAGCAAUCGCUAUUACUGAAUUUGAAGCUUUGUGCGGAUUUAGACCAUUACAAGAAAUAUUAAAUUUUCUUGAUAGAUAUGAAGAAUUCAGUGACCUUAUUGGAGAAGAGUUGGUAGAGGAAUUUAGAAAAGCAGAAAGAGCUUCUGAAAUUUCUAAUGAUGAGGAAACAUUAAAAAAAAGUAAAUCUUCAUUAAAAAAAAUAUUUACCAAAGUAAUGAAAACAGAUCCAAAUAUUGUAAAAGAAAAGGUUGACAGUCUAAUUUCAAAAUUGAAAUCAAAUAACAUCAAGUAUAAAGUGGGAAGUUCAGAUGAAUUAUUAAUUAGAUUGAAUGAGCAAUUUCCUGGAGAUAUUGGAAUUUUUUGUGUAUUCAUGUUGAACUAUAUACAAUUAAAACCUGGCCAAGCAAUUUUUCUAGGAGCUAAUGAACCUCAUGCCUAUUUAUCAGGAGAUAUUAUAGAAUGUAUGGCAGCAAGUGACAAUGUUGUUCGUGCAGGAUUGACACCAAAAUUUAAAGAUGUUGAAGUUCUUGUUGAUAUGCUAACUUACCGUUUUGGUACUGCAGAAUCUCAAAUUCUUCCUUACACACAUUAUAACAAAUCAGCCACUUCUCUUUUGUAUGAUCCACCAAUAGAAGAAUUUUCCAUUAUUUUAACAAAGUUAGGAGGUGAAACCCAUAAAAGAGAAAAUUUUGACAGUGUAAAUGGUCCUAGUAUAAUUAUUGUUACCGAAGGGAAAGGUACUUUGAAUGUAAGCGAUGGUGAUAAUGCUCAAACUGAAUUAUUAGAGCCUGGUGACAUUUUCUUUAUAGGCGCCUCUACACCAGUUGCAAUUGAGACAAAGGAAAAUAAUAAAUUUACAUUGUAUCGUGCAUUUUCAGAAAACAUAGAAAUUGUAUCACAAAAGAUAUUAGAUGUUUGUAAAGGAGAUAAAAUUCCAUCUAAACAUGCCUCUAAAUGGUAUCAUCCUCCAAAAUACUCUUAUCGAAGUUUAACACCAAUUUCCGAUGAUGACUAUUUUUUUUUUGGCGACCUGAAAAAUUUUAUCAUCACUAUGUACCUAUCAUUCCUUGUAUCAUUGACAGUUGCAAUGGGAAGGCUAAAUCAAAAGGGUAGGAUAAAAUUAAUAAUAAAUCUAAAACUUUUGUAUUUACGUGGAACUUCAUCAUUGGAACAAGUAAAUAAAGCUUUUGCAACUCCUUUUAGACGUACUGUAUGUGGACCUCGUAUGGCUAAUGCAUUGUUGAAGAUAACUGUCUAUCAAAGAAAC